Molecule: messenger RNA, 2216 nt
Organism: Trifolium pratense (red clover)
Lineage: Eukaryota; Viridiplantae; Streptophyta; Magnoliopsida; Fabales; Fabaceae
Exons: 13
Coding region: 414-2045 (543 amino acids)
Source: RefSeq, a predicted model, not a curated record
ACAUAAUCUUUCUUUCUUUUGUUGAAUUCAAUUCUCAAUCUGUCUGUGUACUCAGAAGAAAGAAGCAGAUAAUAAUUAUAACAACAACAACAACAAUCUUCUUUACAACCACACUUUUUCUUUCUCAGCUUCGUUAUCUCAUUUCCUUCGCAUUUGCUUUUUUGGGUGGUAGCAGCUUAGCUCAAACUCAGGCCCACCUUUUCAUUUCGGAUUUGGACAUUGAUUGCUUAGCUUGAGUUGGACUUAGAUGCCUUCAUAAAUUACAUGUCUGGCAUUUGAAUUGAGGUUUUAUACCAAGCUUUGAGUUGUCAAGAUUGGAGAAUUUUGAGUUUGUGCUUCUUAGAGAUUUCACUCUAAUUGUGACCACGUUUCAUGACGCGGAGUUGCUAUGAUGAAAUACAUGUAGAAGCAAGAUGAUUGAGCAAUUCAUCAAUUUCGUCAUUCGACCUCCCAGGGCGGACUAUAACCCAGAUCAGUAUCUGUGGGAAAAGGAAUUCUCCCUUGCUGGUAGAACCUACCAAAGGCAGGAUUUGGAGGCAAGUAUCAAGUAUCUAUUUGAUGGGUUUAUGCAAUUAUUAUUGUCUAUAUAUAGAAGCUACAUCAUGAUUACAAUUGUUUGCGUAUGUAAUGCUAUCUAUUUUAUAAUUGUGCAGCUCAAGAAUGACAGAGGCCAUACCUUGAAGUGUAGUCAUUAUCUCCCUUCUCCUUUUCCUGAAGAUACUUCUCUUCCUUGUGUUAUAUAUUGCCAUGGAAACAGUGGAUGCAGGGCAGAUGCCAAUGAGGCUGCUGUAAUUCUUCUGCCAUCAAAUAUUACUGUUUUUACCCUUGACUUCUCGGGGUCAGGCUUAUCUGAUGGAGACUAUGUUAGCCUUGGUUGGCAUGAAAAAGAUGAUCUGAAGAUUGUGGUGUCACAUUUGAGGAGCAACAAACAAAUAUCCCGUAUAGGUUUAUGGGGACGAUCAAUGGGUGCAGUUACUAGCCUUCUUUAUGGAGCUGAAGACCCUUCUAUUGCUGGAAUGGUAUUGGAUAGUGCCUUUUCAAACUUAUAUAAUCUCAUGAUGGAGCUCGUGGAUGUUUAUAAAAUUCGGCUUCCAAAGUUCACUGUUAAAAUGGCUGUACAGUACAUGAGGCGGGUUAUUGAGAAGAAGGCAAAGUUUGACAUUAUGAAACUGAACUGUGUUCUGGUUGCACCGAAGACAUUCAUUCCUGUCUUAUUUGGACAUGCAAGUGAUGACAAAUUCAUUCAGCCACACCACUCUGAUCUCAUCUCUGAAUCCUAUGCGGGUGAUAAAAAUAUCAUAAAAUUUGAUGGCGACCACAACUCUUCACGACCACAAUUCUUUUAUGAUUCAGUUUCCAUUUUCUUCUACAAUGUUCUCCGUCCUCCUCAAGUUUCUAUUGCUGAAAAGCUUGAGAAAUAUUAUGAUUUGGGUGAUUUGAAACUUGGUUCCGGUGUGGAUGAGAGCGUAUUAUAUGAGAUUCUCUCUAGUUUGCGGUCUGCAACUACUGAUGCUGCAAGUUCAUCUUCUGCAUUUCCAACGAUAUCUGCAACAAAAUCUGUUAACGAACUUCUUUCAGAAAUCGCUCCCCUGACUGAUGUAGAGCCCUUGUUCGAAGAAGAUAAUACGGAUGACAAUGAUGGAAUUGGCCAUGGCGACGCCACAGAUGUACAGGGCAAGCUAAAUGGCCAGAUUGAAGAUUGCUGCUCAUAUACAAGCUCAAAUAGAGAAAGUUGGGGCAGAUGUUCUUCUUUAGGAGGCAGUGAUCAAGAAUGCUGUGCAGAUUUAAGUGCUGAUGAUAAACACUCUCAGAAUACUGUGAAGGUGUUUGCAACACCUUUGCGAAGCAUGAAAGAGAAAUCAUCAGGCCCCCCAAAAGAAGACGAAAAGAAGCACAAGAAGAAUAAAAUGAAAAAGAAGGAUAAAGCUGAAAAAGUUGCAAAGAAACCAAAGAGUGACAGAUUUGAGAAGCUGGAGGCUCUCAGCAGACGCUUGCGGCUUUGCCUACUAAAGGGAUCAAUCCAUCGAAGAAACAAGUCAUCUUGACCUCUUUUGUAUCAUAGUCAAUCUAAUUGUAAUGUUCUUACAACACCGAUUUCGUGUGUAGGUUGUGAGUAGUGUAGUAUUAGGUUUAAAAUUUAUUUUAGGAAUUGGCAAAUAUUGGUUUCUGGUUGGAUUUGCUUUCACUGCUAUUAUGAUUAUUGACUGUGAACAUGA